AGAGUUAUCUAAAAGAAAUGUGCCUCCACCACGCUGCUUUCAGGUGAGGAGCUGACACAAUGCAACAUCUGUUAAGCAUCAGCAAAGUGGAUGAAGAACUGGAUGAUUAAGAGACAUCAAAAUGAAGCUGUCAGAACCAUCAUCACAAAAAGUUUGUGUUUUUGCAGAGGUGCCACAGUGGCUGGCUCUAGACUAGAAGUUAUUCUGUACGACUUUCAUCAGUUGUCCCAAAAUCAGCACAAAUUGUGUCUCAAAUAAUGCCAGGGCAAGGCAAGUCCCGCAGAGCAGUCUAGAGAGCUUGGCAGACUUGGUCAUUCAAAGGAACCGCCUGCAAUAAGCUAAGGAGAGUCAGGCAGGUUUUCAGAGUGGAGCACUGUAUCCUGGAGAACAGAGGCUCUGGAAAGUAGCUGACAGCACAGUGAGAGGGUAACACUGGGACCCAGAGGGCUAGUGCAAUUUUGGAUGCAUAAAUAACAGGGAAAUGGAAAAGGCUAUAUUUUUUUCAAAAAAAGUGUUGAAAUCUUGGAGAUGUGCAAAAAAACCCUCUCAAUAAGACAGCUAGUGGAACAGGUGAGUGGAGAGGAGAAACUUGCAGUGCUCCAGGUCUUUAAUUUAUUAAGAAUAACUCCCUGGUCAUGGGAAGUACAUACCGUCAUGCAGUGAAGGUGCUCUGCCAUAAAGGGCUCUCUGGCCAAGCAUAGGAAGGUAGAGGAGGAUGCUGUGGCUGGGAGGAUUAGACAGGCAAUGUCAAAUGGGAAGAAAAGCACGUGGUUAUAACUGUGAGGGUGAUUAGCACUUGAGGCAAAAAUCAAGGGAUGGAGGUUCUCCAUCUCUGGAUGCCCACGAGCCUGCAAUAGUGCAAUUUCUUCCAGGAAAGCAUACUUCAACAAAUCCCAUGUUAUUGGGCUCCAGAGAGGAAAAAAACGUGUGUACCUCCACUGUUUUUGACAGGACAGCAUUCUGCAUCAGUUUGGCCUUCAGUCUCAUGAAUGGAUGAGUGUGGAGGAGGGGUAGUACCAAUUUAAUUCUACCCUCCUUGACUGUGGCUAGCAGCUAGAGGCUGUCAAUGAUGCUUGUGUCCCCUUAGUGUUGGGUGACAGCUUGGAGCAUUAUUUUUCUGGCUGCAGUUUCUCUCAGCCCAGUUUCACCAUGGACACAUUGUCUAGGUGCAGCUUCUGCAUGACCCAAAGUAGCAACAGGAUGGAACUUGUGUGAUCUGGACCCAUAUGCCCAGUCCUCUCUCUGAGCAGGGCAUAGGGAGGGAGGACUUGCUUCCAAGUCCUUGCAGCAAGUCCUUAAGUCCUGCCAUUGCACUGCUCAUGAAGGCUGGGCAAGGGCCAAAGAGCCUGGGGUCAUUUUGCCUCACUUCUGUUCACUGAUAGUGGCGAUAGUGGCUGGAAGCCAUGACAGGGCAGGACACCGUGGUGCCAGCCUUUAGACAGAUGCAUGUAAGGCAAAAGCUAGAGGUAAAUCAGAGGGGCUGGAAGGAGAAGCAGAAGGAUAGGUGGCCCCAUGCAAGCAAUAGGACAGCCAGGACUCUCCAGUGAUGUGUCCUUUGGAAAGCACUGACCACAACAUCCAUUUAAAAGUCUCACUGUAGAUAACGGGUUCUGAAGGUUUCUCCCCAAAUAAAUACAACAAAAUUGUGUGAUGCUUGAGAACUGCAGUGUGCAUAGUUUUAUGACCAAACUGAUGGCAGCAAAAUCCCAACCUUUCUAUCACUGUUACAGGGAACUAAAGAUGAGAACAAGUAUGUGGCUUGGCCCGCCUGCACCAUGUCAACCAACAAUCGAUCCAACACCAACUCUUUGCCUUUUCUCCUGACGGGCAUCCCUGGCCUGGAAGCUCUCCACAUGUGGAUUUCCAUCCCAUUCUGCUUUAUGUACAUCAUGACCUUGCUGGGAAAUAGCGUGGUCCUUCUUGCUGUGAGGCUGGACAAAAGCCUCCAUGAGCCUAUGUACUAUUUCAUUUCCAUGUUGGCUGUCAUUGACCUCGUCUUCUCAACUGCUGUAGUUCCCAAAAUGCUGGGUGUAUUCUGGAUGGAUUCAAGAAAGAUUGGUUUUGAGGCCUGCUUCAUCCAGAUGUUCUUCAUCCACACUUUCACUGCAGUGGAGUCAGGGGUGCUCCUGGCAAUGUCCUUUGACCGGUAUAUAGCCAUCUGCAACCCUCUGAGAUACACCACCACCCUAACGAGCUCAAGGACCAUCCAGAUAGGACUGCUGUCUCUGGCCAGGGGAGCCGGUGUCAUGACACCUUUGAUGUGCCUCCUCACCAGCUUACCCUACUGCAAAACCAGAGUCAUCCCUCAUUCCUACUGUGAGCACAUGGCCGUGGUGGAGCUGGCCUGCACCGACCCAUCUGUCAGCGAUCUCUACAGCCUCAUCGUGGCAACACUAUUGGUGGGGACAGACUCUGUCUUCAUCACCUUCUCCUAUGGUAUGAUCCUCAGGUCUGUGAUGAGGCUGCCAUCCCAAGAGGCUCGUCUCAAGGCCCUCAGGACGUGCGGGUGCCAUGUUUCCAUCAUCCUGCUGUUUUACGUAGGUGGCCUUCUCUCCAUGUACCUGCAGAUGUUCUCUUUCGGCUUGGCACCUCAUGUCCAAGUCCUGGUGGCUGAUUUCUAUUUGACGGUCCCUCCUAUGCUCAACCCCCUCAUUUACGGCAUAAAGAUGAAGCAGAUCCAGGAAGGGAUCUUCAAACUGCUGGGGAAGUUGGCAGGACUCAGUAUCUCACAAGCUGAUAAAGACCGGUCAGAUGUUGAGAGAGGUAGGCACCGCCAGAAAAUAAUUUAUCCCAUCCUAGAAUAGGUGUGAAGUUAAGUGCAAUGAAUUAUCCCCCAGAAAUGUCCGUCUCUCUCCAGUGACUAGAAAGGGAACCUAGACCAGAUGCCUAAUGCUGACAAGGCAAUAGGUUAUUCACAUGAAACCAAUGGGCCAGUCCUGAUGAGUGCUGGGCAACUGUCCCUUUGGUCAAGGCACUCCUGUUUUCCAAGAUAUCACUGGGAAAUGUUACAUCGUGGUAGCUCUCUGAUAUCACUAGCAGCAUUUUAGCCCCUGUGGCACAUGGCUGAGGUGCCCCACAGACCAAAGCGCAUCAGCCAGAGAGGACAGUUCACCCCACCAAGUACCAGCGAGGUGAUACCAUGGUGCUCAGUGCCUUAGGUCCCAUGUGGAGGGGAGGAGAGGAUGCCCUGACCCCUUCCUUGCUCACAAGGGAUGGGAAUGACUCCCCCUGCAUCUCCUGCACCCAUCCAUGCAAGAGGCAUCUACUCUCCACUUCUAAUCGGUAGUCAGACCAGUGUAUCUGAGAAAUGUCGUGGCUACCAGGAUCUCUAGGGACAGGAGUCUGCUUUAAUCAAAGGCUACAGUUAGACAUUCACUGUGGCAGUCUCAGCCAUCACCUCCCACACCUCUUUGUGCAUCUCCACCGUAAACCCUGACCAGGACCACAUGCACGUUGAUGCAAAGGCAACAUCGUAAGGUGAAGUGUCACAAGUCCUCCAACAGGUGUUUGCAAAUCCAGCAAAGCAAAUGCAAGGAACCACAAGCCAACCCAAGUGCCAGCGCUGCAGGAAUCAGCUGGAGAGGAGGAACCCAGGAUGGUGAUGGUGCUCUGCAUAGAAGCAAUUGCUGCUGCAUACACUGAGCUCAGAAAAACACUCAGACAUCUAAAGCGAAAGCUGUUUCCUAUUCCCGACAUAACCUAUGGUUACAGGUGCCAGGAAUGAUCACAGAUCACUCUAGGAAAAAGUUACUUCAUAAUUCCGCAAAGAGUGAAUGCAGAUUUAUCACCCGCUUCGGAAAGAGGAUGGUCUACUCAAGAAGUAAGGAAAAGAAAAUGUUUCCCGUAAAAUGUGAUGCAUCCACCCAUCUUUGCUUCCUUCCUUCCUCCCUUUAUAGAUCAUCCAAAUCUCUCUCAAAACUGACAUAAAUCAUGAAAGUCCCACUGAUAUGCAUCAGCUGGAAAACUUCAAAGAAUCAUAGAAUCAUAUAAUAUCUCAAGUCGGAAGGGACCCAUAAAGAUCAUCGAGUCCAACUCCCUGCUCCUCACAAGACUACCUAAAACUAAACCGUAUGACUAAGAGCAUCAUCCAGGUGCUCCUUGAAUUCUGACAGGCUAUUGUGUAUUGUAUAUUAAUCUUGGCUAUCAAUGUUUAGGUUAGACAUGUUUAAAAAAGUCUGCCAGAAAGGUGUUCAGCACUUGAACAGGUUGCUUGGAAAGGAGGCAAUCCACCACUGGAGAACCUUAGACAAGCAUCUUGCUGAUCCUGCUGCAGGGCAGGAGAAAGGGCCAGGCAACCCGGCAUUGGACCCAGGCCCUCUGACACUGGGCAUCGAUGGGGAAUAGAUAAGUCCGUAGGGAGUUAACGUUUAGUGUGAGACUGAAACUGGGAGCAUUUUGCUGCGCAGAAAAGGACAGAGCGCAGGGUGCUCCCAGCUUGUAUGGAAGAGCUUCCAUAUAUGUUCUUACAAACUCUGGUUAUGUUUCUAAUUGCUUCCUCAGUCAGCAAGGCAAACGGGGGGUUAUCACCACUCAGGACCAGCACCACUGCCACCGAUGGUGUUGUACAAUGUGCUCCCUGCCAUCAAUGCCUUAAGAGAUGCUUCUGCCUUCAUUGAACGCUGCCAGAGAUCAAUGCGUGACUCUGGACACUGGGACCCUGAGAGAGCAAAGGACUAAAAAUUAAAUGUGAUCUUUUCUGUCUCUGCUUCCUGCUCUCUGCACCAAGACCAUCUACAGGAUGGUUUUUCCACAAAUAAAAAAAAAGUUUAAAUCUCAAAACUUCAGUUCCAACAGAAACCACAGGUGAGCUCUCAGCUUGCCACCUCCAACCUUGCACAGGCAGAAAGGCUCAAGCAAUGUGAGUGAUGGCAAACUUCACCCUUGUGCCCAGCCAUGCACCAUUGCCAGUGCUUAUCUGAGCCACUAAAAUGUCUAAAAGGAAAAAAACCUCAAGAUACUAUGAACAUGGUCCAGAGCCACUGGCCCAGGUCACCACUGGAAAGAGCCUGUCUCCAGCCUCUUUGCACCCUCUCUUUGGUUAUUUAUAUACAUUAAUAAGAUCCCCCUGCACCAUUUCUUCUUCAGGCUGAGCAGUCCCAGCUCUCUCAGGCUUUCCUCAUAGCAGAGAUGCUCCAGCCCCUGCAGCAUCUUCGUGGCCCUUGGCUGGACUUUCUCCAGUAUGUCCAUGUCUCUCUCAUACUGGAGAGCCCAGCACUGGACCCAGCACUCCAGGUGUGGCCUCCCCAGUGCUGAGCAGAGGGGAAGCACCAUCUCCCUCGACCCGCUGGCCAUGCUCCUCCUGAUGCAGCCCAGGACACCCUUGGCCACCUUUGCUCGUGGUCAACUUGGUGCCCACCAGGACCCUCCAGGUCCUUCUCUGCAAAGCUAUGUUCCAGCUGGGUGGUCCCAGCCUGUGCUGGUGCCUGAGCUUGUUCCCCAGUCCUGGCAGGACUUUGCACUUCCAGUUGAACUUCACAAGGUUCCCGUUGGCCCAUUUCUCCAUCCCACCGAGGUCCCUCUGGUCACCAGCACACCCAUCGGGUGAAGCAGCCACUCCUCCAUGUACUUUAUAGGUACAAGCAAGGAAAGGUUGGUCCUAGCUGAGCAGGCGUCCUACCCGCAGUGGUCAGGACGUGCCCCCCAGUACUCAUGAUUUCACAGAGAAAACUGCCACCGACUUGGUUGUGAGCAGGAUUGGGCUUUGUGAAGCGAGGGAUCUACUCUCUGCCCACUGCAGAUGUCAAAUCAAUGAUGAAACAGUGCUGGUGGUGCAAGUCCCGACUAGUUAGGGAGUCCUGGCUGCUGGCAAGUUUGGGGGACAGCAUUUGCCCCGGCACCAUGCGAAGGUGGAGAAGAGCCCUGAUUGCUAACGAAGCAGAUGCUUUGGUCUGCCCUCACGCAGGUGACACGGGGCGGCUCAGUGCAAGGGGCACCAGCGGCAAAGACCACCCUGCUGCAGCCCAGCCCAGCCAAGCCCCGCAGGGUCCCCUCUGCAAACAGCCCCCAGAGAAGCCCGUGCACGGGGCUGCGAUAGUGGGGGGGGCUGGGGGUGUCCCUGUCACUGGAGCUCUGCCUGUGACACCGAGCUGCUCCUAGCUUGUGAUUUCGCACUUGCUCCUGGCUGGGGCAGCUCCAGUUUGUCCACCGAGGAGCCCCAAGGAAAGAGGCACUUUCCCUUGUUUACCUACAAAGUAGCCGUGACAGCAACAGAUAGAUGCAUCACGGCUGAGUAAUUAGCCUCGGGACACUUCCAGCUAUUAGCAAUAGCUCACUUGCUAAUUUUUAAUCUCUCCUUCGGGUGAAGUGUCCAAAGCAAACAACAGUUUAACCCUGUGAGUGCUGGCGGGAGUAGGAGCCUGCCAGCAGAGCUGUUUGGAGAUGGGGCACGGAGACCUGCGCUGCCCACCAGCCUCCGCAAAGGUACCCAGCCCCGGCCAUGCGUGGAGGUCUCCACUCCCUCCGGAGCUGGUUGCAGAGUUGCAAAGCCUUUAGUGUGAGGCCAGCACCCCUGAACCACCACGCACCUCGAGAUGGGGACGCUGGUUUGGCUGCAGCUCCCUGAGCAGUGCUGGUGCAAAUUCCUCGAGUGUGGCAGCAAUACACAGACCUGUCUGUGGGAUGGCAUGAAAGAGCUGGAUGAGCAUGCACAAAUUAAAAGGUUUCAGCCCAUACUGCCCCUGGCAAGUCCAGCACUGGCUGCUCAGGGCCCCGGGUUGGGCACAGACCCCAGCUCCCACCCAUCCUCCUGCCUGUUCACCCCCUGCCUGCACCAGCCCAGAACCUGCACCAUUCCUUCCCACCAUUGUCCAUGCCCCAGCCUCAGGCUACUCAAAAUUAAUGUAUAUUUUAAUCCCAGCUAAAUUAACACUAUUCAGUGGCAUGUCCUUACAUGGCUGUAGUAUACAACCCUUCUUGGGAUCUGCAGCACAAAAGGUCCCUUUUGGAAACACCACCCAAGCCCAGACUCCCAGCAGUGGGUGCUUGAGGUGCCGCUGGAACAGGUUGUCUCAUUUCACCAUGGCAUUUUCAGCCCCUAAAAAUGUCCCAGCCCUGGGGCUGGUUUUGGGUGAGGGUAGCUCUGAUUUUUACAGACCUCUGAAAAGUCUGGACUUCACUCCUGUUCUUCGUACCAGGCAGCUGCCCCACGGACCCAGGGGAGCUGCACAAAGUCUGCAGCUGCCCUGAGCAUGGGGAGCUGGAGCAAACCCCCCCCAGCACCAGGGUAGGGCUUGGGGGUCCCCAGAGGACACCCCAGGAGAGUCUCUGCCUGGCCAUAGCUGGCACCGGGGGACAGGGAGGCACAGCUGCCCAAACACACUUCCCUCUGCAAAGAGGACAGAGGGUCCCAGAGCCACCAGUGCCCCCAUGCAGGGCUGGGGGGUGUUGGAAAGGAGUUAAUUAU
Messenger RNA from Harpia harpyja (harpy eagle), 7402 nucleotides. RefSeq names its product olfactory receptor 52K2-like. The record is from RefSeq and is a predicted model, not a curated record. NCBI's taxonomy places the organism in Eukaryota, Metazoa, Chordata, Aves, Accipitriformes, Accipitridae. Gene Ontology annotation, cellular component: membrane. Gene Ontology annotation, biological process: G protein-coupled receptor signaling pathway. Gene Ontology annotation, molecular function: G protein-coupled receptor activity; olfactory receptor activity. The coding region runs from base 1776 to 2804 and encodes 342 amino acids. The transcript has a single exon.